UUGCUUUCGCGCCAAGAGAAUUUUCUCUCCCAUAUAUUUCCCUUUCUUCUUCUCUCCUUCAUAUCUCUGAUUCUGCUCUGGUCUUCGUCUCAGAUCUUUCCAUUCUUUGAUUCUUUCUCGAUUGAACAAUCAUGAAAAGAGAAAUCUCAUCGCGUGCUCCAUCCGACCAUUACUGCGGCAAUGUCUCAACUCCUAAAUUGAGAUACUCUGCUGCCCAGAAGAUGGAUGAUAAGGAAGAGCAUCAUCAAAUGUCAGACCCAAAAUCCAUUGAUACCAAGAAGAAGAGUUCAAGUCACAGUUCGUGUCAUUCCCGGAAAUGUAUUCACGUUAUUGUCCUGAUAGUGUUCAUCUGCUGGUUCAUAGUCUGGUGGUUCUCUAAUCCUGUAAAUGUGGAGAUAAAGAUGAAAGGGUUUUUUUCUGUACAUCGAUUCAUGGCGCAACCAAUGAACAACAUUCAGGAUGAUCUGCCAACCAUGUUGACUCCCUCUCCAUCUAAUGGCUUGGCUCCUCUGGAACUCAACAGUGGCAGUGAGAUACAACAACUUGAUGUGGAGAAAAAAGAUGGAAGGAUUGUUGCUGUGCAUCGAUUCAUGGCACUACCAAUGGACAACACUCGGGACAAUCUGCCAACCAUGUUGCCUCCCACUUCAUCCAACGGCUUGGCUCCUCAGGAACUGAACAAUGGCACCGAGCCACAACAAUCCGUAAAUGUGGCGGAUAAAGAUGGAAGCAUUGUUUCUGUACAUCGAUUCAUGGCGCCACCAAUGGAAAACACCACUCAGGACAAUCUGGCAACCAUGUUUCCUCCCACUCCAUCUGACGGCUUCGCUCCUCAGGAACUGAACAAUGGCAGUGAGCUGAGGAAAAUCAUGUGAGAGGUUAUUUUGUUUGUACGAGAAGAUGGUCUGAAUUUUCUGUUUCAGUUCUGUAUGUAGGCCUCUGAUUGCUUGUUACAACUAUUAGUCUCCGGGUUUUAGAUCUCAAGAAAAAAAGUACAGAAAGAAGAAAGGAAUAGUAUAAAUUGGAUGAAGUGUGCACAACCAAACACCAACUUUUGAAGCCAUAAUAUGAAUUUUGUGAUACCUCCAAA
Macadamia integrifolia is the source of this 1090-nucleotide messenger RNA. RefSeq lists its product as uncharacterized. The record is from RefSeq and is a predicted model, not a curated record. The coding region runs from base 132 to 875 and encodes 247 amino acids. NCBI's taxonomy places the organism in Eukaryota, Viridiplantae, Streptophyta, Magnoliopsida, Proteales, Proteaceae. The transcript has 4 exons.